AUGUCAUUAAUGGAGGUAUCUCCCGAAAGAGGUGAAAAGGGUAUACAGAACGGUAUGGAUAAUGCUCUAUUUUCUCAACCUCAGGCGGAAGGGUCUAAAGAGGUGCAACAGAUGGCAGGUACAGUAAUGUGCUCGUUAAAUAAACAAUCUCAUUCACCUACCUCAUCUUCUUUCUUUGUGGAUCAUCUGUAUGAGCUAAGAGGCAGACAAAAUUACACCGUGGAUGACGAAAGUGGACUCAGGAGGGAUAAAGAACCACCAGACAGGGGCUUUUACUCUGAUCAAGAAAGCUCAAAAAAUUGGGCUGAUUCAAGUGAAGAUGCCACUGUAAAUGAAGAUCAAGGAAUUAUCUUGCUAAACCAAACAACAGUGAACUACUCCGACUGCAGUACUGGGCAUAGUCCCAGAGAGAAAAAUAUGUGGCUUUUAUGGAAUGAUAACUUGGAAGUUAAGAGCAUGCUGCACUUUGAACAAGCUAUGACCGUGUCAGUCUCCUACCAGGGAGCUGAUCCAGUGUUAGUUACGGUGGUGUAUGGUUGUUGUGACUUACUUGUUAAGGAGGCCCUUGUGGGGACACUUACAGCUGGGGAUCGUGGCUCAUUUUGUUGCUACAGCUGGUUUUAUCAGACUUUAUCUUUGGUAAACAUUGAAGGCUUUCCACGGUUCUGCUCAGAGGGUUUUCAGCUGGAUUUCCAGCUGGUCUCAACGGGUUUCCAGCUGGUUUUCCAUGAUUUCUUUGUGGUUCUCUGCUGGUUCUUAUGGGCUCCACUUGCUGCUGUGAUGGUUCAUGUGCACAGCUUUCUUGUCGCUGCUGCUGGCCACCUCUGGUCUCUUUUUCUUCAGCUGGUUUUGCUGAUUUUCUCAUGGUCUCUCAGCGGUUCUUUCAUCUGCUUGACGCUGGCUAUUGGUCUGCUGCUGUGGGUUUCUCUGUUGCUGCUUCCUUCGGCAGUCAGCUGGGGAUUUGUUCUCAGCGGGCUCUCAGUUGCUGUGUUGGUUCUGGGCUUAUGUUCAUUCCUCAUGGUUUUCAUCAUCUCGCAGUUGCUGUCUCUUGGGUUUCCAGCUUUCCUCCAGCUGAAUUUUCUGGAUCUUCAGCUGGACUCUCAGCUGGCUUUUGCUGGCCUUCAUGUCCCAUUUUAUGUCCUUUUCUUUUUUGAUGGUUUAUGCCACAUUGGCUUCCUUGUUUUUGUUAAAGCCCGGCUUCCUUGCUUCUUGUAA
Molecule: messenger RNA, 1215 nt
Organism: Ilex paraguariensis (yerba mate)
Lineage: Eukaryota; Viridiplantae; Streptophyta; Magnoliopsida; Aquifoliales; Aquifoliaceae
Source: the annotation of a GenBank genome assembly